GCGCGGGGCCUGGCCGCCCGCCCGCCCGCCUGUCCCCGGGAGACAUGCUGUUGUUAUGGCGCUGGCAGCCCGGCCCCUGGUUCGCUGACUCUGUGUCUCUCCCUCACUGACCUGCCCGCCCUGGGGCCGCUGCUGAUGGACCUGCUCCGGGAGACAGCGCUUCACACCCACCCAGGGGCCGAGAGAAAUGAUUCACACUCGUAACUUGGAAUAACAGGAUGGGUCUGGACUUUGAUGUGAAAACAUUUUGUCACAACCUCCGAGCGACGAAACCUCCGUAUGAGUGCCCAGUGGAGAGCUGCCGGAAAAUUUAUAAAAGCUACAGCGGCAUUGAGUAUCAUCUGUACCACUAUGAUCAUGACAACCCUGUGCAGCAGACCCCCGCUCGCAAGCCCAAGAAGAAGGGGCGCAGCUCCCGGACAGGGACGCAGCAGUCUCCCAACCCAUCAGAGAUCUCCCAGUCCCCCAGCCGAGAGCUGCUGACCUACGCACAGGCCCAGCGCAUGGUGGAGGUGGACAUUGAAGGGCGGCUGCACAGGAUCAGCAUUUUUGACAACCUGGAGGUGCUGUCGGAGGACGACACCACCGCGGAGGACAUCGUGGAGUGCAAUAGCAACAAGGAGAACACGGAGACCCCCACCCCCACCCCCAAAGCCAACAAGCACAAAAAUAAGGAGAAGAGGAAAGAGUCCAGCCACCACAACCCUAACGCCUCGGCCACCAAACUUCCAGAGGUCAUCUACCGUGAGAUCGACCAUAAUGCGACCGACGCUCCCCCUCGGCCCUCCUCCUAUUACCGCUACAUUGAGAAGUCGGUGGAGGAGCUGGACGAGGAGGUGGAGUACGACAUGGACGAGGAGGACUAUGUGUGGCUGGACAUAAUGAACGAGAAAAGGAAAAACGAAGGGGUGAAUUUUAUCCCGCAGGAGGUGUUUGAGUACCUGAUGGACCGGCUGGAGAAGGAGUCGUACUUUGAGAGCCACAACAAGGGCGAUCCCAACACGCUGAUCGACGAGGAUGCCGUGUGCUGUAUCUGCAACGACGGCGAGUGCCAGAACAGCAACGUCAUUCUCUUCUGUGACAUGUGCAACUUAGCGGUGCACCAGGAGUGCUAUGGGGUGCCUUAUAUCCCCGAGGGGCAGUGGCUGUGCCGCAGGUGCCUCCAGUCGCCCUCGAGAGCAGUGGACUGUGCGCUGUGCCCUAACAAGGGUGGCGCCUUCAAGCAGACAGACGACGGGCGCUGGGCGCACGUAGUGUGUGCCCUGUGGAUCCCUGAGGUCUGCUUUGCCAACACUGUGUUCCUGGAGCCCAUCGAUAGCAUUGAGCACAUCCCGCCCGCACGGUGGAAACUGACGUGUUAUAUCUGUAAGCAGCGUGGCUCGGGGGCUUGCAUCCAGUGCCACAAGGCUAACUGCUACACUGCUUUCCACGUGACCUGCGCACAGCAGGCUGGGCUCUACAUGAAAAUGGAGCCUGUAAGGGAGACAGGGGCCAACGGGACCUCGUUCAGCGUGCGUAAGACGGCAUACUGUGACAUUCAUACGCCGCCCGGCUCGAUACGCAAACCACCCGCCCUCUCGCACAGUGAGGGGGAGGAAGAGGAGGACGACGAAGGCGAGGAUGGGAAGGGGCCAAAUUCGGAGAAAGUGAAAAAGGCAAAGGCCAAGUCGCGCCUGAAGAUGAAGAAGGCACGCAAGAUCCUGGCAGAAAAGCGGGCGGCUGCGCCCGUGGUCUCGGUGCCGUGUAUACCACCUCACAGGCUGAGUAAGAUCACGGGCGGACUGUCCAUUCAGCGCAAGAGCCAGUUCAUGCAGCGACUGCACAGCUAUUGGACUUUAAAGCGACAGUCCCGCAACGGCGUGCCGCUCCUUCGGAGGUUACAGUCCCACCUGCAGUCUCAGCGAAACGCAGAACAGCGGGAGUCUGAAGAGAAAAAUUGUGCAUUGAAGGAGCAGCUGAAGUCGUGGCAGCGAUUACGGCACGAUUUGGAAAGGGCACGACUGCUGGUGGAGCUGAUUCGCAAGCGGGAAAAGUUGAAGAGAGAGGAGAUUAAAAUACAGCAGUUUGCUAUGGAGAUGCAGCUGACGCCCUUCCUUAUCCUUCUUCGCAAGACCCUGGAGCAGCUUCAGGAAAAGGACACGGGGAACAUCUUUGGCGAGCCCGUACCCCUGAAGGAGGUUCCAGAUUACUUGGAUCACAUUAAGAAACCAAUGGACUUCAAGACCAUGAAACAGCAGCUGGAGGAGCACCUAUAUCGGACGUUUGAUGAGUUUGAAGAGGAUUUUAAUGUGAUUGUGAAAAACUGUUUACAAUACAACGCCAAGGAUACUAUAUUCUACCGCGCAGCCAUCCGUCUCCGAGACCAGGGUGGUGUGGUGCUGAAGCACGCCCGCAGGCAGGCAGAGAAAAUCAGCUUUGACUGUGAUACCGGGAUGCACACACCUGAACUGGUGGCACCAGACAACUCUGGGCAGCUAUUCUGGGAAGAAGAAGUGGAUCGGCUGCUGGUCCCCGAGAACCGAUCGCACUUGCCGCUGGAGGAGCAGCUGAAGAUUCUCCUGGAGAAGCUCGAGACGAUGGGCUCGGUCAAACAGAACAGCGGGCGCUCACGGCGAGCCAAACUACUGCGUAAGGAGAUCACCAUGAUCCGACGGAAGCUCGGGCAGCACAGAGAGCCAAGCCUGGGAUCAGACCGGCACGGCGCUCCGGGAAGGGGAUGCGUUCCGGGAAUGAACCCCUCCAUUAAAGACGGACAGACGGACAGUGCAGCUGAGGAAAGCAGCUGUCAUGAGACAGGGAAAGGGCUCGGCACCACCUCCUCAGCCUCGGCGGCAGAAGUCGGGAGACGGACAAAGUUUCUGUUCACGGCAAAGUCCAAGAACAAGUGUAUCGGCUUACAUAAGCGGCCAGGCCGCCCACCCAAGAACCGUGAGGCCCAGGUUAUCCCGAGCCAGGGUGUGGGCACCACCAACCCUGCGGCUCCACAAACCCCAAGCCGCUGCAGCCAGUCCAGGAAGAGAGGCCGCAGCUCCAGCACCAGCUCAGAAAGCGACAGCGACAAGUCAGCAGGGGGAGACGCUCACAUUGGACUGCCAACCAAUGGCUUUGAUGGAGGCAGCCAGCCUGUGAACGAGAGUUUCCGAGUUUACCGGAACGAGCGAAGUCUCCCGAGAAGCAGCUCCGACACCGAGUCCAGUUCCAGCACCAGCAGCAGCGCCGCAUCCGACCGCACCAGCACAACCCCGUCAAAGCAGGGUCGAGGGAAACCCUCUUUUUCCCGGGUGAAUUUCCAUGAAGACAGCAGUGAAGACACUUCCUGUACAGAGAAUGAAUCCUAUAAUGUUGGUUCCAGCCGGCAUGGGCACAGUGUGCGUAAGGGGCUGGGUCGUUCCACAGGCUGGUUGUCAGAUGAUGAAGACAGUCCCUUGGAGGCUCUGGAUCUGGUCUGGGCAAAGUGUAGGGGUUACCCAUCUUACCCAGCUCUGAUAAUUGAUCCGAAGAUGCCUCGGGAAGGACUGUAUCAUCAUGGUGUUCCUAUCCCUGUUCCGCCACUGGAUGUCCUCAAACUGGGAGAGCAAAUGACAGUAGAAGCUCGCGAACAUCUCUACCUCGUUCUUUUCUUUGACAACAAGAGGACCUGGCAAUGGCUCCCUCGAACGAAGCUGGUUCCUCUAGGUGUGGACCAGACCAUGGAUAAAAUGAAGAUGUUGGAAGGAAGGAAGUCAAACAUCAGGAAGUCUGUGCAGAUCGCUUACCACCGGGCCAUGCAGCAUCGGAGUAAGACUCAAGGAAGAGAGUUGCUGACAGGACCGUAUCUGCCAGAGAAACAUCUACACCCGUGGCACACAGCGGAAGAAAACUCUGACAUUCAAUUUAAUUCUUUUCCACCUAACGAGGUACAGAUAGGACCGAGUGUCUCAUUGCUGUCCUGAGGUCUCACUGCUAUACUAAAUGCCUUUUACCAUCCUGACUGGAUACAUUACCAGAGAAACUCAUCCAGGACAGUAAACAACUGCUCUUGAGUUAGUGCUCUCGAAAGCAAAGUAGUCACGGACACUAAUUAGCAGGAAGAUGGUGUUUUUAUUCUGUUGAUCAUGUACCUAAUAACUGACUUGACUUCCUAUAAUUAUUCAGUUCCAAUCAUUUUGUAUUGCCUUGAUCUGUACCGAGUGUUCUGUGUGUGGGGCUGCACAGAUACCCCCUCCAUGUGAGUGCGGUGCAACCACCCCUUUUUAUAUGUGAAGUUUGAAUAAAUAAAGUGCUGUUUGUCUA
Callorhinchus milii (elephant shark) is the source of this 4272-nucleotide messenger RNA. RefSeq names its product bromodomain and PHD finger containing, 1 (gene brpf1). Lineage: Eukaryota; Metazoa; Chordata; Chondrichthyes; Chimaeriformes; Callorhinchidae. The record is from RefSeq and is a predicted model, not a curated record. Gene Ontology annotation, cellular component: MOZ/MORF histone acetyltransferase complex. The coding region runs from base 219 to 3932 and encodes 1237 amino acids. The transcript is spliced from 14 exons. Gene Ontology annotation, molecular function: protein binding. Gene Ontology annotation, biological process: regulation of transcription by RNA polymerase II.